Molecule: messenger RNA, 1629 nt
Organism: Labrus bergylta (ballan wrasse)
Lineage: Eukaryota; Metazoa; Chordata; Actinopteri; Labriformes; Labridae
Gene: upp2
Product: uridine phosphorylase 2
Biological process (GO): uridine catabolic process; nucleotide catabolic process
Cellular component (GO): cytosol; cytoplasm
Molecular function (GO): uridine phosphorylase activity
Source: RefSeq, a predicted model, not a curated record
AAAACUUUAGAAAACGUUUGAAAUUAGAUUUUUUGCAAAGCUUCAUCUGCAGUCAUGGCACCGAUUUUACUCAACUGUAUGGGAAAUGACCACAAUGACUAUAUCAAGCAACUUGUCCAGGUGAAAAAUCCCUACUUGGAUACAAUGGAGGAGGAUAUUCUCUACCACUUCAACCUAGGCACCAAAACUCACAACCUUCCAGAAAUGUUUGGAGAUAUCAAGUUUGUGUGUGUUGGUGGCAGUGCGAAUCGGAUGAAGGCCUUUGCCCAGUUCAUCCAUCAGGAGCUGAAACUGUCUGGAAACCCAGAGGAGAUUAGUGACAUCUGUGAGGGAACUGACCGCUACUGCAUGUAUAAAGUGGGACCAGUGCUCUCUAUAAGUCAUGGUAUGGGUGUCCCUUCCAUCUCCAUCAUGCUGCAUGAGCUCAUCAAACUGCUGCACCAUGCUCAGUGCCAUGAUGUGGUCCUGUUUCGCCUUGGAACUUCUGGUGGUGUUGGUCUUGCUCCAGGGACAGUGGUGGUCACAGAAAAAGCAGUGGACUACUCCUUUCGACCACAGUUUGAGCAGGUGGUUCUGGGUAAAGUCAUCACCCGGAGUACUGAGCUGGACGAGGGAGUGGCCCAUGAGCUCCUGCAGUGCUCAUCUGAGCUUCAAAACAUCCCGACAGUGAUCGGAAACACCAUGUGCACACACGACUUCUAUGAAGGGCAAGGCCGACUUGAUGGAGCUCUCUGCUCCUUUUCUCAUGAAGAAAAACUGGAGUAUCUGCGGAAAGCAUAUGAUGCUGGAGUGAGGAAUAUAGAAAUGGAGUCCACGGUGUUUGCUGCUAUGUGCCGAGUCUGUGGCCUCAAAGCGGCUGUAGUCUGUGUUGCACUGCUGAAUCGAUUCGAUGGAGACCAGAUCACCUCCCCACAUGAUGUCCUGGUGGAGUACCAGCAGAGACCUCAAGCUCUGGUGUCCCACUUUAUCAAGAAACGCCUGGGACUUGUAGUCUGAGAUACCCUACAUCUCACACCUUAACCUAAGCUUCCCCAAUGAGAGUGUACAUAAUUGUGACUUACUGUAUAUGUGGAUAUGUGUAUAUACUGUACUAAACAUGUUGAUAUAGGCAUUAGACUCUUAUUUAAAAAGUUAAUAUGAUUUCAUUUAUCAAGCUAAGAUAUUUAGUUUGUUGCUUAUAUGUAAGUAUGUAUUGUGUCUUCAUAUUUAAUGCUGUGUUACUGCUUUGUACGUUAAUGUUAAUUUUCUAAAGAAUGUGUUCUGUAUCUUGAUUUCAACAUUAAACAUAAAACACUAUGAAAAAAGUUGAGAAACGUGCUUCACAUAUCAUCGAUUGGAACAUAGACCAACCUAAUGCUGUCAUUAGAGUCAGGUGCUUUAUCUUUGGUAAAGGAGAUGAUGUGUGUCUUCCUACCAUGUGUUCUAGUCUUGUGUUUAUAAGUGACCAAAGACAUACUAUGCAUUAUGUGUUUAAGCUUGUUUGCUGCAAAAGGAAACUUCCUGAACGUAACAUAGUUAGUCAAUAAAUGUGCAGACAGUCCUAUCACUCAGAAAUACUCUGUUUUUCUGUUUUCUGCAUGAGAUGCUGUAGAGUUUAAAACCUACAAUAAAAGUCAAUAUUGAUAACUG